Messenger RNA from Lolium perenne, 2544 nucleotides. Its product is annotated as probable ethylene response sensor 1. Gene Ontology annotation, molecular function: ethylene binding; protein binding; phosphorelay sensor kinase activity. NCBI's taxonomy places the organism in Eukaryota, Viridiplantae, Streptophyta, Magnoliopsida, Poales, Poaceae. The record is from RefSeq and is a predicted model, not a curated record. Gene Ontology annotation, biological process: signal transduction; phosphorylation. Gene Ontology annotation, cellular component: endoplasmic reticulum.
CCCCAGUGUGUCAGUCAGUGCUGAGCUGAGCUGAGCUGGGCUGGGUUCGUCCCCCUUGGCCUCACCCCGAGCCUUUCUUCCUCCUCUGACUUUCCCCACCGCCGACUCCAACUCCGGCGCCCGCCCCGCCGCGCCCCGACCCACAACCACCGGAAGCGCCCAGGGGAACAAACAAAUGCCAGCCACGACAACAGCAACAUUCCUCUAGCUAGACACUUCUUAGCCUCCCUCCAACUCAGUCUAAUAAAAUGGAGGGCUGUGACUGCAUUGAGCCCUUCUGGCCCACCGACGAGCUGCUCAUCAAGUACCAGUACAUCUCCGACUUCUUCAUCGCGCUCGCCUACUUCUCCAUCCCGCUCGAGCUCAUCUACUUCGUCAACAAGUCCUCCUUCUUCCCAUACCGCUGGGUGCUCAUCCAGUUCGGCGCCUUCAUCGUUCUCUGCGGCGCCACCCACCUCAUCAACCUCUGGACCUUCGCCACCCAUAGCAGGACCGUCGCCAUCGUCAUGACGGUUGCCAAGGUUGCCACCGCCGUCGUCUCAUGCGCCACUGCCCUCAUGCUCGUCCACAUCAUCCCGGACCUGCUCAGCGUCAAGACCAGGGAGCUAUUUCUCAAGAAGAAGGCAGACGAGCUUGACAGGGAGAUGGGGCUCAUUCGCACACAGGAGGAGACCGGCAGGCAUGUCAGGAUGCUCACCCAUGAGAUCAGGAGCACACUCGACAGGCACACCAUCCUCAAGACCACCCUGGUUGAGCUUGGCAGGACUCUGGGUCUGGAAGAGUGUGCAUUGUGGAUGCCGUCCCGUAGCGGUUCGAGCCUUCAGCUGUCGCAUACCCUACGCCACCAGAUCCCCGUUGGCUCGUCUGUGCAGAUCAAUCUUCCUGUUGUCAACCAGGUAUUCAGUAGCAACCGGGCCAUUAUUGUGCCACAUACAUCUCCUUUGGCAAGGAUCAGGCCUGUCCAAGGGCGAUAUGUCCCGCCGGAGGUGGCUGCUGUCAGAGUUCCCCUGCUGCAUCUUUCAAACUUCCAGAUAAAUGAUUGGCCCGAGCUCUCUGCGAAAAGCUAUGCCAUUAUGGUUCUAAUGCUCCCAUCUGAUAGUGCAAGGAAAUGGCAUGUUCAUGAGCUGGAGCUUGUCGAGGUCGUCGCUGAUCAGGUCGCUGUUGCCCUCUCACAUGCGGCUAUUCUCGAAGAGUCCAUGCGAGCACGUGAUCUACUCAUGGAGCAGAAUGUUGCCCUAGAUUCAGCCCGGCGAGAGGCUGAAAUGGCUAUCCGUGCCCGCAAUGAUUUCCUAGCUGUGAUGAACCAUGAGAUGCGAACCCCGAUGAACGCAAUAAUUGCCCUUUCCUCCUUACUACUAGAAACCGAACUCACCCCUGAGCAGCGCUUGAUGGUGGAAACUGUAUUGAAAAGCAGUAACCUUUUGGCGACACUCAUCAACGAUGUUCUAGAUCUUUCAAAACUUGAGGAUGGAAGCCUUGAGUUGGAGAUAAGUGCGUUCAAUCUCCAUGCAGUUUUCAAAGAGGUGAUGAGUUUCGUGAAACCGAUUGCAGCCAUAAAAAAACUCUCUGUGUCGGCUAUGUUAUCCCCUGACAUGCCCCUAUCUGCCAUUGGCGAUGAGAAGCGGCUGAUGCAAACCAUUCUAAACGUCUGUGGUAACGCUGUUAAGUUUACCAAGGAGGGCCACAUCUCGCUCCUAGCUUCCGUCGUGAAGUCUGAAUCUUUAAGAGAGUUCAGAAGCACUGAUUUUCAUCCGAUUGCCAGUGACGGUCAUUUCUAUGUAAAAGUUCAGGUUAAAGAUACCGGGUGUGGCAUUAGCCCUCAGGAUCUCUCGCAUGUGUUUACAAAGUUCGCGCACACUCAAAGCAGUGGAAACCAGGGGUACAACAAUGGCAGUGGUCUUGGGCUUGCGAUUUGCAAAAGAUUUGUGAGCCUUAUGGGCGGGCACAUAUGGCUGGAGAGCGAUGGCGCAGGUAAAGGUUGCACGGCGACAUUUAUCGUGAAGCUGGGUGUGUGUGACGCGUACCAGCAACCACCGGCGAUGCCCCUGGUGUGGCCGAGCCACGCCAACUCCGACCCUUCUGGCGGCCCAGCGGCAGCGGCGGCUCGCAGGGAAGAGAGGGGGAUGUCUAACCUGAAACCUAGGUACCAGAGGAGUGUAUGAUGGAUGAUAUCUCAACUGAUAGUCUAAUUUUGUGGGUAGCCGCCUUGUUGAGGGAGCUGGAAGGAAGCUGUACGCAAAAUGUAAAAAAGAAAAAGAUAAAAAGAGGGAGGCAGCGAUCUGAUCUGAUGGGUGUUAUCUGAUGUUGCUGUGCGAUUAAUAGUGCAUAGAGACUAGUAGGAGGGUAUCGUUGCAGGAACUGAUGAACCACAGUUACAUGAUAUGCUGCUGCUGGUCCGAUCUUGCAUGAGUGGGUGCAUAUUUCACACCCACGGUCAGUGUAGUUGUUCCUUUUCAUAGCCCUGCUUAAUAUGCACUGUCCAUGAAUUUGUGACUGAAGUGUAAAAUUCAGUAAAGAUGUUAUGCAUUGGGUUGGGACACUCCA